Molecule: messenger RNA, 5492 nt
Organism: Brienomyrus brachyistius
Lineage: Eukaryota; Metazoa; Chordata; Actinopteri; Osteoglossiformes; Mormyridae
Product: protein phosphatase Slingshot homolog 2-like
Exons: 15
Coding region: 1581-5075 (1164 amino acids)
Biological process (GO): actin cytoskeleton organization; negative regulation of actin filament polymerization; protein dephosphorylation
Cellular component (GO): cytoplasm
Molecular function (GO): protein tyrosine/serine/threonine phosphatase activity; actin binding
Source: RefSeq, a predicted model, not a curated record
CUCUGCGGCACAGUCUGCACGAUAAGAAACGAGCUGACGGUUACAGAAGGAGAAACAGAUAAUGUGCUGAGAGGGUCGUUCUCACGCACUCGCACGCAAGCUGGCCAGACGCCGAGAGCCAAAGGACACAAAGUUCAGGACACAAAACAAAUGUCUUGGUGCCACUUAGGUGACAUUUUUUCGACAUUUUUUUGUUUGCAGUCUUUCUUGCUUUUCCAUAAGUGCAUCAUAAUGUGAAUGAUGUUGAAAAGUGAAGUUUGUCAAUACGAUGUCUGUAAAUACACGUCACAUGUGGAUUCGGUGUAACUCGUAAAGGACACGUUAUUGAGCUCACACUGAGAUGGGGACCUCACACUGUCAGGGUUCCGGGUGCGAAUGCUCACCCCUCGCCCCGUGUGUGUGCAGUUUGAUUGCUCUCUCUCUCUGAUUAUGCUUGUUUUCUUUGGAUAUCCUGGGUUUCUGCACUUACAUAAAUAUGUAAAAUAUAUCAUGUAUGAAAUACAUGUAAAAUCCAUCCAUCCAUCCAUUUUCCAAACCGCUUAUCCUACUGGGUCGCGGGGGGUCCGGAGCCUAUCCCGGAAGCAAUGGGCACGAGGCAGGGAACAACCCAGGAUGGGGGGCCAACCCAUCGCAGGGCACACUCCUAUGGGCAAUUUAGCAAGUCCAAUUAGCCUCAGCAUGUUUUUGGACUGUGGGGGGAAACCGGAGAACCCGGAGGAAACCCCACAACGACAUGGGGAGAACAUGCAAACUCCACACACAUGUGACCCAGGCGGAGACUCAAACCUGGGACCCAGAGGUGUGAGGCAACAGUGCUAACCACUGCACCACCAUGCCACCCCCUACAUGUAAAAUAUGUAUAUAUAAUAUAUAAAAUACAGGUAAAAUAACCAUAUAUAAGAGUCCCAUUUAAACAUCUUGUUGGGUACAUUAGUGUCUCUGAAUUGUCUAUAGUCUGUGUGCUGUGACUGACUGCCAUCCAGUCCCAGGUGUACUCCAGCUCUGUGAUGGCCAGCGUGUACCCCAGCCCUGUGAUGGACUGGCAUCCCCUUUAGGGUGCCCUGCAUUUUGAUUUCCUGCUAUCAUGUUCCUGCGUUGGUUCGUAUCUGGAUGUGCACAGCAUGUGGUUUGCACAGCAGUCGGAGCACACGGGGGCUGUUUUUAUAGCCCUGAGAAAAAGAAAAUGCCUAAUUGCAGUAUGAACAACAGAGGCGGAAAAACUCUGCUUUGGGUAAAAUGUAAAUAAUGAAAUAUAAUCGUUGAGAAGAUUAUGGUAAGCAUUUAGACAGUUAUGAUUUUCAUUUUCUGUCACUCGCGGAAAUUGAGUAGAAUAUCUGACGGCAUGUAAAUGUAAAAAACACACACGCGUCUUCCAGGUGUUCUUAUAUUUGCUUAAUAACGUCUGCAGCCCUUGGGCGGCGCGCACAGAGUUAAGGCCAGCCCGGGUUUGACAGCUGCCGGGCGAUGCGCAUGCGCGGCGGGGGGAGCCGGAGCAGCCCGCAGCCAAGCAAAGCCGCACGGUGUUGUCAGUACGCAAGCGGCUGCGGCUCCAUCCCAGCUGCCCGACGAGCGGACCCUGAAUGGCACUGGUUACAGUACAGCGCUCGCCCACCCCCAGCGCUACUUCCAGCCCCGCCGUCUCGGAGGUUGACAGCGGCGAGGAGGACCGCCGAUCCCAGCCCCGGAGCAUCAGUGAGAGCUUCCUGACCGUCAAGGGUGCGGCCCUCUUCCUGCCCCGUGGAAAUGGCUCCUCCCCUUCCUCUGUGUCACGCAUCACCCAGCGUUGGAACAAACACGCAGGUGACCUCCAGCAGCACCUGCAAACCAUGUUCACUCUGCUUCGUCCAGAGGACAGCAUCCGCCUGGCGGUGCGGCUGGAGAGCUCCCACCCCCAGUGGACGCGCUACAUGGUGGUGGUGUCCACCAAUGGCCGCCAGGACACUGAGGAGAGCGUGGUGCUGGGGAUAGACUUCAGGUCCAGUGACAGUUUGUGUACUAUUGGCUUGGUGCUGCCCCUGUGGAGUGACACGCUAAUUCACCUGGAUGGAGACGGGGGUUUCACUGUGUCCUCUGUCAACAGAGUCCACAUCUUCAAGCCUGUAUCAGUGCAGGCCAUGUGGUCCGCGCUGCAGUCCCUCCACAAGGCCUGCGAGGUGGCUCGCUGCAACAACUACUACCCGGGCAGCCUGUUCCUCACCUGGCUCAGCUACUACCAGAGUCGCGUGGCCUCGGAGCAGGUCUGCAUCAACGAGUGGAACGCCAUGCAGGACCUGCAGUCGCACCGUGCCGACUCGCCCGUGCUCUUCACCGACGUGCCAACAGAACGUGAACGUACUGAGAGGCUCAUCAAGAUGAGGCUGAGGGAGAUCAUGAUGCAGAAAGACCUGGAGAAUGUCACCUCCAAGGAGAUCCGCACUGAACUGGAGAUACAGAUGGUCUGUAACCUGCGUGAAUUUAAGGAGUUCAUCGACAAUGAGAUGAUCGUCAUCCUGGGCCAGAUGGACAGCCCCACGGAGAUCUUUGACCAUGUUUACCUGGGCUCCGAGUGGAACGCUUCCAAUCUCGAGGAGCUUCAGAACAGUGGGGUGAGGUACAUCCUGAACGUGACUCGGGAGAUCGAUAACUUCUUCCCCGGCCUCUUCGAGUACCACAACAUCCGCGUGUACGAUGAGGAGGCCACCAACCUGCUGGAAUACUGGAAUGACACCUACAAGUUCAUCUCCAAGGCCAAGAAAGCGGGGGCCAAGUGCCUGGUGCACUGUAAGAUGGGCGUCAGCCGCUCGGUCUCCACGGUGAUCGCCUACGCCAUGAAGGAGCACGGCUGGGACCUGGAGCGCGCCUUCCAUCACGUCAAGGAGCGCCGCGCCGUGGCUAAGCCCAACCCCUCCUUCAUGCGGCAGCUGGAGGAGUACCAGGGCAUUCUGCUGGCCAGCAAACAGCGGCACAACCAGCUGUGGCGUUCCCACUCGGACAGCGACGUCUCGGCGACUCCACAGCGACCCCGCAGGUUGCUCAGCAACAACACCAACAACAACGCUGUGCCCUCGCUGCGGCACUUUCUGGGCAUGGCCGUGCUGAAGGCGCUAGCCGGGGAGGCCGCGGAGGCCGUGGCCCUGGCAGGCGAGAGCGAGCCCCCUGUCACAGGCAGCUCAUCAGGGGCGCCAGCAAGCUCGUCUGAGUCUAACAGCCCCGGCGGUUCUGUGGAGACGCCAUCCUCUCCGUCGCUGGCGUGGCAGAAAGACCCCCUAUGGCUUCCUCCGGCAAGUCCACAGGCAGCCAACAUAGCACCUGAAGACGGGACAGGCGGCUCAUCUCCGACACCCAACCCAGUGCUGCCUCUGUCUGUUCCUGCUGUCGAGCCAAAACUGGAAACCUCAGAACUGCAAAUGGCGGCUGUCAGCCGGUCGCAGCCGUCCACCUAUGUGCCUGAACAAAACUCAGAACCUCUUCCUGCAUUUGAGCCCGAGCCUGCAGUUUCCGAAACCUCAGCCAUAAGACCCAGCGAGUUGGCCAUACCACGAUCUAAGGGCGAGCAGAAUGGCAGCCCAUCAUCUGCUGGGACGCCCAUGGCAGUCAGCCCUCUUGGCUCGUCAGGGGGCAGUCUGCUCUUGGGUCCUCAGAUCAGUGAUGACAAUAACAACCCCAGUGACACAGGUCUCACCAAUGUCCCGGGGUCCUCCCACCUCAGCACAGAUAGCAUCGAUUUCUUUAGUGCCCGGGAAAAGUUUCUUAGCCUGUCUCAGGAUUCUCAGGCCUGCCUGCUAGCCGAACAGGCAUCUCCCCGGACGGCCCACGCUAAAAGCCCCAGCCAGGACAUGCAGCCUCUGCUGGAAGACCUCAAUGGCAUGCCAGGCCCCGAGAAGCAAGGCACGCCUGAAGACGACAGGGAAUUUGCUUCUGAGAUUAGUUCUGCCCCCUCAAGACCUAAGAAGGAGGAUGGCGUCUCUGUUCGCCACAUUGUCACUGAACUGGAGUCCGUGUCAUACACUGUGUCCCCUGUCAGCCAGCUGGGGCCCCGGGGCCCCCCUCAAGGGGAGGAGCCAGAAGUGUCAGGGUGCCAAUCACCUUCCUCCCAUCCAGAUUCCCCCUCCCUGCAGCCUCCUGAUUGGCUGUCGGGAUCAGUGCGCCGUGCCACCAAACAACUUGAGCAGAAACUGAAGCAGGAGCUGCAUCCUUCUGGGCCAUGCCUGCCCACCUCCCCCACAGCAAUGGGGGGUGGCUCUGUCCCUGUCCCACAGGAGAAGGGGUGCGAAAAUGGCGCAUCUGUAUGUCAGCGUGCGGGAAUCUCUGACCUAUAUGCCUCCCAUCAGCCGAAUGUCACCGCAGAUGGCCUGCUAGGCUCAGAGCCGCUUCAGCUGACAGUGCGCUUGGCAGGUGCGACGGAGCAGGAGACCAACGCGGACGGCGAAUUGGAGGAGACGCCCUGGCAGGGAGACCGGCUGACGUGCAGCAUACAGGACCUGAAGAAGAUCCAGGAGACACUGCGGGAGCUGCAGGCCUUCCUGCAUGAGGCUGGAGGGUCAGGGGGCGUGGCUAAAGCCAGACCAGAAGUGCCUGACGGAGGGGAGGCGGAGCCUUGCACAGACACCAUCCAACAGAGAGCGGUGGAGCUGGAGGCUCGGAUCCGGCAGGCAGGCCUGACCCCCCCCUCCCUGAUGAAGCGCUCCGCCUCUCUGGCCAAACUGGAUCGUCUGGAACUCUCCACCAAUGACUUGAGCGACUGGGACCUCUGCUCUCCUCCAGCCCCUCCCAGCCCUUCACAGCCCCAACUGGCUCCUGCACUGCAUCCCUGUCUCCACCCCACCCCGGACGAUGCCUCCAAGAAGCAAUGCGUCCUGCCGCUGUGGCCCCCUGAGCCCAACUCCAACCCAGUGGUCUCUCUCAGGACUGAAGGUUCCCAGAACCCUGACCCUGAUCCUGACAGCCCUUAUUCGCCCCCCAACAGAGAAAGGGAUGGGGCACAGGAUGCGUGCGUGGCAGUGCGGCUGCCACAUGGCAGGACCCACCCCCUGUGGCGACCCAGGAGGGCCAUCGACAAAAAGCGAGCCGCGGUGUUUGUGUACAACACCAUGUGACCCAUGUCAUGUGACCCACCUCAUGGCUCUAGUAAUAGUGAAAGUGUAUGGCCCGCAUUCUGGAACGCAUAAGACAAUCGUUCCCUGGGUGGGGGGCGGGGUGGGGGGAGUUUGCUGUGGGUCGGAGAGAUGUGUGUUGUGUGUUUUAGUCUGCAUGUGUGAGAUGCCAGUAGGUCUGCACUGUGGCAGUUACAAAAGAGAAAAUCAGAAAUGGGCGUGGUUUCUCAAAAUGUGCACUUUACUCUGUGUUUUAUGUGUUUUUUUUACAUGGGGGAUUUUUAAUACAGUCAGGGAUGGCUUGUGUGUCUUAUGUAUGUAAUGUACAGAAAUGUCAGGUGUUCCGAUUUUUAUUUUUAAAGCCUUUUCUUUUUUUAUUGUGCUUACACUGUGACUAUUAAAGAUAUAAAAUUAAAGAAA